Messenger RNA from Rhineura floridana, 5367 nucleotides. It is a transcript of the gene STK38, whose product is annotated as serine/threonine kinase 38. The coding region runs from base 300 to 1697 and encodes 465 amino acids. Lineage: Eukaryota; Metazoa; Chordata; Lepidosauria; Squamata; Rhineuridae. The record is from RefSeq and is a predicted model, not a curated record. The transcript has 14 exons. Gene Ontology annotation, molecular function: ATP binding; protein serine/threonine kinase activity. Gene Ontology annotation, biological process: intracellular signal transduction; peptidyl-serine phosphorylation.
GAUACAGCCCCGCCUCCUCGGGCUACCAGCGAGAAACGGAGUAUCAGCUUCGCCUCGCCCCUAAAGAGGGUGGCGCCACGGCUGAGAGAGCUUUUGCGCAUGCGGAUUAUGCCAGAGUUUCUAGUCGGCGCUUGUCCCGCCGCGGGCUCCAGGAUUUUUUUGGGAGGAGAAGAAGGAGGAGGGGCGGGGUUAGGCCUCUGGGAGCUACUUUUUCUCUCGUGUGUUGCCGCUGGGAAGGAAUUGGACUGUGAGGCUUCUCAGUACUACUCCCUACCCCGGUAGAAGGGGGGACUGGAACCAUGGCCAUGACUGGCCCAGCACCUUGCUCAUCUAUGAGCAACCAUACUAAGGAGCGAGUUACAAUGACAAAAGUGACAUUAGAAAACUUCUACAGUAAUCUCAUUGCACAGCAUGAAGAACGGGAAAUGAGACAAAAGAAGCUAGAAAAAGUGAUGGAAGAAGAAGGCUUAAAAGAUGAAGAGAAAAGAAUGAGAAGGUCAGCACAUGCCCGAAAGGAAACAGAGUUUCUGCGACUAAAACGAACAAGACUUGGGUUGGAAGAUUUUGAUUCUUUAAAAGUAAUUGGCAGAGGAGCAUUUGGAGAGGUACGUCUUGUUCAGAAGAAAGAUACAGGUCAUGUAUAUGCAAUGAAAAUACUACGCAAAGCAGAUAUGCUUGAAAAAGAGCAGGUUGGCCAUAUUCGAGCAGAGCGUGACAUUCUAGUGGAGGCAGACAGUUUGUGGGUUGUAAAAAUGUUCUAUAGCUUUCAGGAUAAGCUAAAUCUGUAUUUAAUCAUGGAGUUUUUGCCUGGAGGUGAUAUGAUGACAUUAUUGAUGAAAAAAGAUACCCUAACAGAAGAAGAGACUCAGUUUUAUAUAGCAGAGACUGUGCUAGCUAUAGACUCAAUUCAUCAGCUGGGUUUUAUUCAUCGUGAUAUCAAGCCAGAUAAUCUUCUCUUAGACAGUAAGGGCCAUGUGAAACUGUCAGACUUUGGUCUCUGCACUGGACUUAAGAAAGCACAUAGAACGGAGUUCUACAGAAAUUUGAGCCACAAUCUCCCCAGUGACUUCACUUUUCAGAAUAUGAACUCCAAAAGGAAAGCAGAAACUUGGAAAAGAAACAGACGGCAGUUGGCCUUCUCUACUGUGGGAACUCCAGAUUAUAUUGCUCCAGAGGUGUUUUUGCAGACAGGCUACAAUAAGCUUUGUGAUUGGUGGUCACUUGGAGUAAUCAUGUAUGAGAUGUUAAUUGGUUACCCUCCUUUCUGUUCAGACACUCCUCAAGAAACAUACAAGAAAGUGAUGAAUUGGAAAGAAACGCUAAUAUUCCCUCCAGAAGUUCCAAUCUCUGAAAGAGCCAAGGAUCUUAUUCUAAGAUUUUGCUGUGAAUGGGAUCACCGAAUUGGUGCUUCAGGUGUUGAAGAAAUCAAAACAAACCCCUUUUUUGAAGGGGUUGACUGGGAGCAUAUCAGGGAGAGACCAGCUGCAAUAUCCAUAGAAAUCAAAAGUAUUGAUGAUACUUCAAACUUCGAUGAAUUUCCAGAGUCUGAUAUCCUUAAACCAGCAGUGACUACAAGUAAUCAUCCAGAGACAGAUUACAAGAAUAAAGACUGGGUCUUUAUCAAUUAUACCUACAAGCGUUUUGAAGGUCUGACAGCUCGAGGGGCAAUACCAUCCUACAUGAAAGCAGGAAAGUAGUGGCUCUCAACAGAACUAUUCUUGAACCUUCAUUCUUGCCUGUCAUCACAGGAUUUUUUUCCUAUCCUUCAAAAACUUUACUUGAGGGCUGUGAACUCUUGAGAAGAGUGCAAGAAAACAACAUCUUGUGCACUGUUUACAUUAAUUACAUUAAAAUGGAUUUAUCUUUGGAAAACUUCCACAAGUGGCACUUGUGAGCCUGCCUUUGCCGAUUUUAUUGCAGACAUGGGUUGUUCUGGCUUUAGUUAAAAUCCUUAAGACUGUUACUUCAAGGAGGAGAGUGCAAGCUUUUAUUUACUAACAUUGUAAAGCAUAGCAUAAUUGUGAUUCGUUUUUUGUAUUUUCUACCUUACAAGUACUUUGUAAAGGUAUAGCACAAUUCUAAGGGCUAAGAUAUAGAUGAAACAGAGCAAUAACAAGUAUGAGGUAGACCAAAUUCUCAGUAGCUUAUCCUGUUGGAGGGCAAAACCUGUAUUGCCUUAAAGGUUACUCUAGUGUGCUAAAUACUUGGUUCAAUAGCCUUUUGGAUAGCUUUUUUUUCCCAACCCAACAAUGGCCUCAAAACCUGCUGCACUUUACUGUUGGUACUAAAAUAGUGAUCCUAAAGUAUUGCGCUUAAAAAAACCCACAGAAUUUUGGAACUUUAUGUUUUUUAUAAGCAAUGUCAAGAGAGCCUCAGGUGAUUCCUCAUAAGAUUUAUGUAUCUGCUUUCUACUUGGUAGAGAGAAAGAAAUCACUGUUAAUAACUGUGUUAGCAUUCCAUGGCUAAGACUGCAAAGGUGUCCUGUUUUUCCAGAUUCUUUCCCUCCUUUCCACCUCUAAGUCUUUGACUAAUGAAACGUAGGAAGUUGCUUCAAGCAAAGCAUUGUAACAUGUAAGGUUUUAGCUAGUAGCAUGAGAUACUUUGAAGCUUCAUCCUUCUGAAGCUUGGAUGCAGAGAGCCUUAAAGUGCUUUUGGGAUACUUCCUAUAGAGCGCUUCUAAGGUAAUGGGCAUUAUAGUAAUUGGACUUGAUUGUUCAAAGUUUCUGUUUGGUGUAGUUCUACACCUUGAACUCGCUUGGUGCCAUUAGGUGGCACAGACACUCUUUCAAUGUUCAGAUUCUUAAGGUGAUCAGCCCCCUACCUUUCCAGUAUCUGACAUAAUUUAGUAUCUCUAAUGUAAUUCACCAUUACUACUUGCUGCCUUGUUCAGAUAACUAUCUUAUUCAGAUAACUAUAUAGAAUGAUUUGUUCCAAACAGUGGUAAGUUUCAGGGUGGGGAGAUAGGUAAUUGUGCAGGAGGAGACCUAGUAUAUCUGGGAAUCAAAAAUGAAGGAAAGCCAGAGGAUGAGGCCUAAAAAUGGUGGCUUGCAGCAGUCCAAGUACAUCAGGAUCUUUUACUGGGCAAUUUAAUAAAAACAUUUAAGUUUUCAUUUAAUAAGGUGCUCUGGCAGUUUUAUUUGUUGAUGCACAAGUAGGCUAAAAACAGCUGAAGCUCUUGGUUCUCGCACAGAAUUAGGGACCAGGAUCAAUUGUAAAUUAGGAGGCUGUUGUCAAUUACUAUGCUUUUAGAAGAUCUGACAAAGGCUGCAAUGAUAUUUCAAUAACAGAUAUCUUAGCCAUUCUCACUGAAUAUAUAUAUAUAUAUAUAUAUAUAUAUAUAUAUAUAUAUAUAUAUAUAUAUAUAUAUAUAUGAUUCAGUGGUUCACCUGGCCACUGAUGAUUCAUCUGUCAUUAACCCACUCGAGUUCAUGGGAUUUAUUUCCCAAAAUAUUAAAACUGUUUUAGUAGCCAUUGAACUAUCAAGAGUGGUUUGUUCUCCAAGAUGCACUGCCCCACACACCCUUUCCCCAAGCAAUCUUAUCUGGGAUUUCCCCCCUUUCCCCCCUGUCUUUCUUGGUAUCCCCUAAAUCUUGAGAAAUCCUACCACUUAACUAGUUUCGUUGAUGUGGGACUACACAGAAGCUUCAGUGAGAAGGUCACUAAUGAAAAAGUUUGCAUUUAGGCUUUGUCCAAGAAAUGUAUCUAGAGAGAGGCUACAGGGGAGUAACUCUUGUUCCUGCUUUAAUAUAUCCUCUGUGCCUAGUUUGUAAUUAUUGCUGUGUUCCAAUGACGUGUCUCACACAUGGUGGGGCUAGAGUUUUGCUUACUUGCUAGAUAAUGAUGGUUUAAAGUUAUAUUUCUGGUGCUUGCUGAAUGUUGAAAAUAUGUAGCAUAUGGUGCUUAUAAAGCCUUUUUUUAAAAAGCUGUAGAAGACCUCAGGUUAACCUGAUUGCCUAGAGAGCUGCCCAGCCAAUAACUUGCACAAAAGGGAAGAAAACAAGAUUGUUGAAUGCCUCUUCUUUAAUGUGCCCUUUUGCAUUAUGACCAUUUAGCAAAGCAUUUCUGUGCCACAGUGUGACAAGAUUUUGAGUGCAAGCGUAUGUACAUGAGUAAACUGAAUUACAAUAUCAGGUGUAAUUUUUUUUGUCUUAUAAAUAUCAGGAAUUUUUGAAGACUUCCUUUGUGUGUUGUAAUGAGAAUGAAUAUAACAUAUUGUUAUAAGUGAGGUCUAAUCCUUGGUCCUGUAGUCUCUGCACCAGCCAAGAUCAUAGCUGACUUGCCAGAGGUCAUCCAGCAUGCUUAAUUAACACCACCAGUACGGUGAGUGAAGGCUACCCACAAAUAAGGAUAGUGUGCAUGAACAAGCUUUUGAAAUAAGACUUGAGGAUCUGGGAGCUUGUAACAUCGGUGUGUGAACCAUUUUCUUUUUAAAAAACAACCAUUUUGCCCUCGCAUAAAAACAUAAUUUGGAUUCCUGUGGCUUUUUUAAACACUAAAGCAGGGCUAUACACCGAGCAGACCAUAUAUAGGCUGCUGCAAAUUAAUGUUGACUUCCUCUUAACUGAAAUUUGAGUUGUCCACAUGAACUCCCAUCAUUGCAGUCAAUUUUACUUUUUCCAUUUUAACCAUAGAUAUGUAUUAGGUUGGCACUGACCUAAAGGAGAAUUCAGGUUCUCAUUUAACCAAGAUUUGAAACCAGUAUUUAAAUCCUGGUUAAACAGGAAUCCCAAUAAGCCUUAAUUACUACUAAUAUCAGCGUCAAUGUUAAUUAGUUAAUGCUUAACAACAGGUAAGGUAGAAGGGAGUGCACAAUAUGUGGGUGGCUUCCAAUCUCUUUAUUGCUGGCUCUUGUCACCCUGCACCAGCCCACAGUAAAGGUCUCUUGCCUUUGUAGGGUGGCACAUUUCAUUCUUUGAAAUCAAUGUUACAUCUAGGAGCCAAGCAAAUUAUACAGCUUACUAGUUAUACAAGUUGGUAUAUUUUUCUGUUUUCAGUUCUACUGAAGUAUUUAGUAAUGCUGAUGUUUUGCAGUACACCGCAAAGCUGCAGAAUUCUGAGUUUUUGGCAUGUCUGGGUACAGGAGAAACUCCCUGGCUGAGAUGAAUAUAAGAAAUGCUGCCAGUUGUGUGUGAUUUCUUGUAGAGUAUUGCACUUAGGUACUGCUUAACCAAUGUGCCUGGGUUCUGCCUUAGUUUGGCAGAUGAAAAUUGAUUUUGUAUCUGCAUACAGCUGUUACUGAUUGCAAUCUAAACUUUGGUAUACUUUGUAUAUGAUUCUGGGAUUUUGUGUGAAGACGAAUUUUUAUUGAACAGUCUUUCCAUUCUGAGCGUUUAAAAUACUUCCUCAAUAAAUGUAGUUUUGCUAAUA